Molecule: messenger RNA, 829 nt
Organism: Drosophila guanche
Lineage: Eukaryota; Metazoa; Arthropoda; Insecta; Diptera; Drosophilidae
Exons: 3
Coding region: 134-679 (181 amino acids)
Source: RefSeq, a predicted model, not a curated record
GUGUGAAUCAGUAACUUUUAAUAUUUGAUUUUGUUUCAAAAUAUCACGAUUCAAACUAACUUUGAUCCACACGUUUAGCUUUUCGCUUGUCAUUGGAUUAAUUUUCAUUUGAGUCGUAAAGCAAAACAUCAAGAUGGGCAAAAAGAGCAAUAAGAUUGUGAAAAAUAAAGCUAGUCGAGGGCAAGACGGGGACAUUGAAGUGGCCGAGCCAGUGGCAGCCCAAAGCAGCACAGAGGAGUUAGAACACCGCAAUAAAUCUGAGGCCAAUUUCUACUGCGACUACGUGGCACGGCAAAAUGGAAGCCAGAACCAAGAAAAUUGCGCAGAGGGGGAGAAAAUGUAUUGUUGCUCUUUUCAUGCCAAAUUGUUACAGCAACGCAGCAAGGAGCCAUCGGCCCCCUAUCCCUUAACCAGCAAUCCCAUCUGGAUGAGAGUUAUGGGCCCCAUGCCACCCACCAUUUCCACGCCAGGGUUCGAUAUCAAUGUUAAAAUUCGGGACAAGAAGAAGUCCGGUGGGGCUGUCGAGGUGCCUGAGAUCUUUGAUACAUAUGCAUAUGGCGAGGAACUCAAGAGAAGGGGCUUUAUAUCAAAGAUUCAGUUGCCCGACUUUCGCAAGAUGAUGCCACGUGGCUACCAUGGGGCGACGAUGGAUAUAGAUAGCCCUAUGCCAGACGCAUAGAGAGAAGAUGCUCUGACUGUCGUUGUGCCGCCUGAAGUGGAACAAGCCAAUGCCCUGCAGAAUGAAAUGCCGGGGACAUCCCAUUUGUGACAGGAAAACAAGAAAACAAAAAAGAAAACGCACACCAAGUCCACCAAAAUGUCCCGCAAA